GACCUUUCCUGAGCCACACAAGCCAGAGACCCCAAGAGGAAACAAGAAGGAUCCCUGCUGAGAGUCUAGAGAUUUGGGAGCUUGUUUUCUGAUCUCUCUCUGAUAAUGGAUACACCAGAUACCCUCCUGUUUGCUGUGAAGGAUUAUGUUGCCAGAGCUGGAUUACCACCCAAGAAUCUUCUGGAUAACUUUGAUGCUAGAUCUAGCAUUGUAGGGAAGCUGAAUAAUGUCAGUAAGAUUGCCUUUAACCCAGAAGGGGUGCUGUUUGCUGUGCGUGGUAAAGAACUCUUCAUGGGAGCUAUGCCUUCAGAUCCAAACCUGGACUUUUUCUCGACUGCCAAGAGAGUGGGCAAAACCGACUGGGAAGGGUUUAAAUUGAUCUUCUUUGAUCCAAAUGGCCUUCUGUAUGCUUCUACCAAGAAUGGGGAGUUCUACAAGGGUCCAGCACCAAGCAAUGAAAACAUAUCCUGGCUUUAUGGCCAAGCCACCAAAAUAGGAACCGCUGGCUGGAAUGAAUUUGAUGCCCUUUUCUUUGACCCUAAAGGCAUCCUGUAUGCAGUGACAAGUGACGACAAGCUUGUGAUGAGAAGCCCUCCAACCAAACCAGACGAUAACUGGCUUUCCUCCAGCACAACCAUUGGAAAAGGAAGCUGGCGCAUCCUGACCCAUUUCAUGGCUUUCACCCUAGAGUCUGACCUGUGGUGUGUGGAUUCCAAGAAUGGCAACAUCUAUAAAGGACCAGCCCCGACCAAUGCUGAUGCCAAUUACACUGCAAAGGCAGAGAAACUGGGCUGGGGUUACAAUGUCUACCCCCUCCUUUCCUUCACCAUUGAUAAAACCAUCCAGAGUAUUGUGAGCUUUGAAUUCCUUCCAGAUUCAGGGAAAAUCCUAUCCCAAGGUGGUGCAGACCCAGAUCUAUAA
Molecule: messenger RNA, 921 nt
Organism: Pelobates fuscus (common spadefoot toad)
Lineage: Eukaryota; Metazoa; Chordata; Amphibia; Anura; Pelobatidae
Product: tachylectin-2-like
Exons: 2
Coding region: 106-921 (271 amino acids)
Source: RefSeq, a predicted model, not a curated record